CGCGCCCCGGGCCCGGCAUGGUGCUGCGCGGGGCGCGCUGAGGGGCACGGCGGCGGGCGCUGCCGCGGAGCGGCCGGCGGGCAGGAUAUUAAAAAAAAAAUUGCAUGGAUCAAAAUAAGGCUCUCUUGUGACCUCCUCACCUCAAGGGCCUACAUUGUACAGAACCAACUCCAGUUUCCAGCCAGCUGCGUAUAGCACUGAAGGAAAAUGAACAUACUGAGCAGGCACCACUCUUCGUGCUUUCUGCCUACCAUACGCCUUGUCAUCUUACUAGCAGCUCUGACAACUGCUGAGGAUGUGACUAAUAGCACUUUCAACCGCACUGGCACAAACACAGGAUCUGUGCCUGUGGUCAUCUCCCACAUCGACCACAUCAUAGUCAAGGAGGGGUGUAGUGCCUUGAUUGACUGCAAUGUCCAAGGUAGCCCUAGUCCACGUUACAGAUGGUACAAUUCCAAUGGCCGCCUGCUCCAAGAAGAAGAGAAUAAAGCAGGAAAAUGGUGGUUUCUUGACAAUGGGCUCCUAAACAUUACCAGCGUGUCUUUUGAAGACAGAGGUAAAUACACGUGUGUCGCAUCUAAUAUGCACGGCAGUGUUAACAAUACUGUGACUCUGAGGGUCGUCUUUACUUCUGGAGAUAUGGGAAUCUACUACAUGAUUGUCUGCCUUGUAGCUUUCACCAUUGUUAUGAUACUGAACAUUACACGGUUGUGCAUGAUGAGCAGUCACCUGAAGAAAACAGAGAAAGCAAUCAACGAAUUCUUCAGAACAGAAGGAGCAGAGAAACUCCAGAAAGCCUUUGAGAUUGCAAAACGUAUCCCAAUUAUCACUUCAGCCAAAACGCUCGAGCUUGCCAAAGUAACACAGUUCAAGACCAUGGAAUUUGCUCGCUAUAUCGAAGAGCUUGCUCGGAGUGUGCCUUUGCCACCUCUCAUCAUGAACUGCAGGACUAUAAUGGAAGAAAUUAUGGAGGUUGUCGGUCUGGAGGAGCAAGGACAGAAUUUUGUACGGCAGACAGCAGAAGGCCAGGAAACCGCUGAAACAGACGAGCUCUACACGAUCCCGAAUGCUCUGAAGCGCAGUGACUCUCCCACAGCUGACUCCGAUGCAUCAUCACUGCAUGAACCACCGCAACAGAUUGCAAUAAAAGUGUCGGUUCACCCGCUGUCCAAAAAGGACUGCAUGGACGGUCAGUCACAGGAAAGCGUGCAGUUGGACACCAAGGAAGAAGACCUUCCUCAAACACCAGCACUUCCAGCAGAGCCCGCUCCUGAGCCUUCUGCCGAACUGAGUUCUGAUGACACAGCAUUGGCAAAUGACACGUGUGUUAUAUAUGAAAGCCAUGUAUGAUAGUUACUCCUGAAUCUAUGCAUAGCAGGAAAAUCAGGUGGAGCUCUUUUAAAAAUACAUAUUGUACUUGCCGCUAAGCCUUACCAGGAGACUAUCAUAGCAAAGCAUGUAUGUGGAUUAUUGGCACUUUCUUCUCAGUUUGACUUUAAUUUAUCAUGAUGUAUGGCAGAGUAAUUGCUAAUACAUUAAUACUAUUUGCUCUUUUGGAUUAGGAGUAUUUCCAAGAAACAUUUACCUCAGCGUUUUCUAGGCUGGAGUCACCUGUAGUGGCCACCUGGAAGUCACUGGUAGUAUUUGAUGUAGGACAUCGAACUUACUGAACACAAAACAGGUUUUCAUUUUCUUCCUUCACAGUCAUUAUUUUCCAUUAUUUUGCAAAUACUGUCUGGUGAAUUUGAAUUAUUGCCCAAGAGGCAGCGCUCCCAUAGCCAAAUAAAGUCCUAAUAGAUUACUUCUACAAAGCCUGUUUGCUGAGCUGCAUUGUGAUUGAAAAGGCCAUUAAAGAAAGUUAAAAUGUUUGCAUUUCAUUUGGGACCAGCCUGCUUAGGCACAAGGGAAGUAGUUUUCCCUUUUCCACUGAAUGAAGAUGCCAGUGAGUGGGUAGGUGUUUUUUUUUUUUUUUUUUUUUUUUUUUUCUUGUCAAGAACCAACUUUAAGGUGUAUUUUAAAGAUAGGAAAGCCCUUAAGCAUCUUAAGAAAAUUUGCAGUCAGAACCCUGCAGGUUUUUUCUUGCAUUUGUUUGUCUGUCUCCAACUUCGCCUCAAGUUUGUAAGGAAAACAGUUGCAAAUAUACAGGAUGUCUUGCUUUGUAGUAAUUUGAAGACACACAGCUGCAUUAAUAAUCCUGCAAACUCCAGUAAUCAGAUGAUGACAAGGGUGAAAUGCAGAAGGCACCUGUACUCGGAUUCUCAAUUUUGUGCGGAUUUUUAUUCUGGGGAUCGAGUCUAAAUUUAUCUGUGAGCAUAAGUUGGAGGAUGUUAUAUCCAAAUUAAAAAAAAUAAAGGGUGCUGUGAAAUUACAAUGACAGUCACACAAACUGUUUUACUGUGUUAUAAUUUCUUUGAUAUUUUAAGAACCUCCUGCAUACGGUAGGAUGUUUCCUACUGGAGAACGUGUGACUCUAUCCCAGUAUAACUUUUAGUAUUACAGCAGUUGGGACAUACUAAAAAAAAGAUAGGCAUGUAUGCCAGGAGUGGAAAGAAAGUGGUCUUCUGUAUUGCAGACAGACAAUAAAAAGGACCUUAUUUAGAGUAAGUCUGGAAAGAAAGCAUUAAAAGGACAAGUUUCUUUAGGGUUAAUAGCAUGUUACUUCAUUAUCUGACACAUAUUUAAUUUGGAACUAAGGAACUUACUAUUACCUAGUAGUUUUUAAGGAAGACUGUGGUGUAUGUAUAGAUAUUCAAAUCUGGAAUCUAGUAGAUUGGCAAAAAAUAAGUCAUGUAGGUCUACGGAGAGGUGAUGCAUGGUUGGCUCUCUGGAAGUGUUACUCAAGUAGUCAUAUCUACAUAAGGUGUCCUUUGGAGGUAAUCAGCUGUGUUAGCUGCACAGCUCAUCGAGACCAAGCAAACUCAACAUGGCAGCCAUCUAAAAAAAGACACUGAUAACAGAUUGAGGUUAUCUUCGUAUUAAAGAGCAGAGCUUCACUAGCAGUGUAAUACAGGAACACCUUGUGACUCACCUUUCCAUGGUUACUGAAGAAAUACUUGUUUAAUGAAGGACUUGAGUUUUUGUGAUAAACUCAUGAAAAUGUCAGCAUUUAGUUGUCUAACAUUGGUGCUCACCGCUGUGGUAAGCAUCUCUGCAAAAUGCAUUUGCAUGUAUCCAAAAGGAGACACGCAAGGGCAAAAUCCCUCAAGGAAUGCGGCUGGAAACGUUUUAGAAGCAAUAUAAAUCUAGAACGAGAGGUAAGAACAGCAUGAGGAACCUCACACCUGACCGGUGUGAUUUCAGACACUUGUGGUGCAAGCUUAUUUCCUUGUCUGAGUCCAAAAUACAUUUCUGUUCACUGAUCAUAUCAGUUUUUCUUCAAAUCACUCACUUUGGUUCUAGUUUGAAAGAGGGUGAGGGCAGGAAAAAAAAAAAAAGCAGGGACUUGCAUUAAAUUCCUUUUAUUCACCUUGAGCUCCUGAAAAGAGGCAUCUUGGUUUUUCUGCCUGCCCAGUAUUUACAAACAAUGCUGACACGCUUUGUAAGUUAGCUGCUUGGUGCCCAACUAAGCCUGCUCAGAUGAUAAAGGAUGUUCUCCUUCAAUAAUUAUAAAAUUGCACUUUAAAAAAAAAACAAACAAAGUUUCAAAAGUAAACAAUGGGAUUUAAUUUUGUUUGCAUUCUAAUUACCAAUUUUUCCAGUGGAGACCAGACACUUUCAUGUAUUCAUGUGGUGAUUGGUACAAGGCCAUUCUGUUCCUGACUACCUGAUCCCAUUUAGUGUUUCUGUGUAAACUUUCUUGAAGAUACAGUUCAUAUUUUUUUCCAAAGAAUGCCCCACGAAGAGCGUGUGUUUAUAUACAGACACACCUUGGGAAUCAUUUGUGAGCAACAGUAACUUGGAAUUGAUGCGUGCAAUAGGAAUGGUGCUGAAUUUCUGCUGUUGCAAGGUCAAAGGGAACUUCCCAAUUGACUUUGCUGAAGCUGAAGUCACUGAUUGCCAAGUCUUUACAGCCAGUCUGCUGUAAAGCUUUUGGUCAUAGAGCUUGGUGGUACUACUGGAAUAAAAAAGCUGAACAGUGUUGUACUGAAAGAAAACACAGUAAUUGUUUUGUUUUAUGUAUUUCUUCUCUUUUAUGUGUCUACUACACCUGAAAGCAUAAAGCUUUUUCAAUGCUUCCAGGUACUUCCUUUGUGGGAGGUAUGUGGGCUGCAAGAUCCAAACCCAUCUUUCCUCUUCCAAAUUUUCUGGCUGUGUUUUCCUAAAGUAAGCAAUUUAUAUAUACAUAUAUAUAUGUUUUUUUUUUUUUCCCAGUGUUUCCUAGGGAAUGGCUAUUUUAUGUCACAAGAACACUAUUCACAAAUAUAAAAUUAUUGAUGGUUUGAGAAAAACAUUAGCAUUUGCAUUGUUGUGUAUUUUUGUUCACAUUAAGUACUUCAGGGACAUUAGGUAAUCUGUUGUCAUAUUUGGACUCUGCACACCUUUUGCUGCACUGUUUUAUUUAUCGAGCAGCAAUUGUUCUUAAAGUGCUCAGCACUUGGAAAACCCUGUCUAAGAAAAUUCACAUUUUAAAAGCAUACAUAACAACAGGCCUGCUCAGAAAGGGAAGGAAAUUUGCAGAAUAUAUUUAUGCUAUUUCAAAUGUUUUUGCUGGAACUUCAUGAAAGAUGGCUAGAUUUCUGCAGCACAACAAAUCAAUGUUGGAUUUGCUUUUUGACACUCACUGUUCUUUUUGCACUACACGUAAGAUUGUAUUAAUCAGACCACUUGAACACUGUGCUCACUAUUUACUGACAGCAUUUUCUUUCUGAUCAGCACUUGUUUACUGCUGACCCUCUUCUGUUUUCUGAAUGCGUGUGCUCGUAAGCCUCUCCCUUUCACUCAUUUUUAAAGACUGUCAUUUCAAAAUUGUGAGAAAGGAUAGAUCAGCAUUUUAUGCAGGUUUGUUGGUAUUAGGUGAGGCAUAGCAGUUUGCUCCUUAAAAACUACCGUGUUAUCAUCAUCAGUCUUGCUGAAUGGCACAUAUGGGCAGAUGUUGAUUUUUACUUUUUUUUUAACAGUGCCUGUUUUAUUCUAUCAUGGGUACAAUGUCAGUUCCUCCAUUUGCAGUUACCUUCUGACAAAAGUACUGUAACGGAAUCAGGGCUUUCUGACCCUCAGUUUGAUUCAGAGCAACUAAUUCUGAGAAGUAUUAAGCAUUGAAUUUUACAAGUUCUCAUGGCCUAUCUUGGCAGCAUGCUAUUUUAAGAGUAUGUCAUACUUCGUGGGACAACUGAGAGCUUCUUAGAUGGAAAGGAAAUGUUUGCACUGAAGUAUCCUGUAAUAUUUCAUUUGUUAUGAAAUCCUUUUUAAUUUUAUGAGAAAUAUGAGAUAACGAUGUUCUCUGGAGAAGCAGCUACUGUAUUUUGAUUUAAAUAACUGCUACAAUUUUAUAGUUCGCAGCCGUAAACCACAGAGACCAGUUCAUGCUCUAGUGGCAAAAAGAAUCGUGAUCCAGCUUGUACAUUGGUCAUUGUUUCAAAUAAAGAAUUUGCACUGACUAUGCUGAGUUUGUACACAAAAAGAUGGCACUUGCCUUAUAUGAGUACACCAAGGCUACAGUUCAAAUGAAAGUAAACUAUGGCUUUCAUUCUACAUGUGCUAAUACAUCAGAACUUUGAUCAGGAGAAACAGUUAUUUGUCUAGACAUGAGUUUUAAUAAAGCUUUGAAAGAGA
Messenger RNA from Lagopus muta (rock ptarmigan), 5712 nucleotides. RefSeq names its product microfibril associated protein 3 like (gene MFAP3L). The transcript has 3 exons. The coding region runs from base 208 to 1350 and encodes 380 amino acids. Lineage: Eukaryota; Metazoa; Chordata; Aves; Galliformes; Phasianidae. The record is from RefSeq and is a predicted model, not a curated record.